This is a messenger RNA of Paraglomus brasilianum, 243 nucleotides long. Lineage: Eukaryota; Fungi; Glomeromycota; Glomeromycetes; Paraglomerales; Paraglomeraceae. The record is from the annotation of a GenBank genome assembly.
AUGACACGUACUAGUGAUAGUAAUAGUGAUGUUGAAAUGCAAGAUUGCAGUCCGGAAAUGACGCAGCUAGCCUCUCUCAGCAUUGAAUUAGAUGUUGGAAAUAGCGAGAGAAACUAUGAGGGGAACAAAGACGAUUCUUUAGAACCAGGUAGAAGUCAUGGGGAGAGUUUGGAUGAGGAUUCAAAUGAGAAUGCAGCCGAGAAUCCAGACGAUAAUCCAGAUGAGAAUCCGUUCAAGAACUCG